GCAUUGCUUGCCACUGCCAGAACAGUGCCACCUUCAAAACACAUUACAUUACUCAAAAAUUAUUACAUUUCUUUCUCUCUCUUCAUCUCCACUUCACCCUAAACCAUUCCAUUACCAACCACCUCUCUCUCUCUCUCUCAUAUGACAUGAUUCAUCUCUGAAUAGCCACACAGUAAUGAUGGUCACGUCUCACCUUCCGUCACCCAUUUCUUGAACGAAACUCUACUCCACCAAAAUCUUCCCUUUUUUUUUUCUUUUCUUUUUGGUGUAGAAUAGCAUUAAUAAAAAUAUCAUUUUUAUUAUUGUUAUUAAAAGGGAAAGAAUCAAAUAUGACGGAAGUGCUUCAGUUGCCUUCAUCCUCAAGCUGUUCAUGUGGUGGUCUCACACCCAAUGAUGGGUCGCACCCAAGUCCCCUUAUUAACGCUCCCACUGUGGAGCAACAACAAGGGGUGGCAGAGGAAGAAGAAGAAGAAGAAGAAGAAGAAGAAGAGGAAGAAAAAGAAAGGGAGAGAGAGAGGGAUCAGCUUUCCCUUUUGACCCUUUUGAUUGAUACUUUCAGGAAGUCUUUGAUUGGUUGCAGCACCACCACGCCCGGUGACUUAUCUUCUUCUUCUUCUAUGGAGAUUGGGUGGCCUUCCAAUGUCAGACACGUGGCACAUGUUACCUUCGAUCGAUUCCAUGGCUUUCUUGGUUUGCCUGUUGAGUUUGAACCUGAUGUUCCCAGGAGGCCUCCCAGUGCCAGUGCAAAUGUUUUUGGAGUUUCAACAGAAUCUAUGCAGCUUUCUUUUGAUGCCAGAGGAAAUAGUGUACCUACAAUACUGCUCUUAAUGCAAAGACAUUUGUAUGCACAAGGAGGUCUGCAGGCUGAAGGAAUCUUCAGAAUUAAUGCUGAAAAUGGUCAAGAGGAGUUUGUGAGGGAACAAUUAAACAGAGGAGUAGUACCAAAUGGCAUUGAUGUGCACUGCUUAGCGGGUCUUAUAAAGGCUUGGUUCAGAGAACUACCAACUGGGGUAUUGGACCCUCUUUCACCAGAGCAGGUGAUGCAAUCCCAGUCAGAAGAAGAAUGUACUCAGCUUGUGAGGCUUCUUCCUCCAACAGAAGCUGCUUUGCUAGAUUGGGCAAUAAACUUGAUGGCAGAUGUUGCUCAAAUGGAAAACUUGAACAAGAUGAAUGCGCGUAAUAUUGCUAUGGUUUUUGCACCAAAUAUGACUCAAAUGGCAGAUCCUUUGACUGCGUUGAUGUAUGCAGUACAAGUCAUGAAUUUUCUCAAGACUCUUGUUGUGAAGACACUGAGAGAAAGAGAGGAAUCUAUUGUAAAGUCAAAUCCUGUUCCCAACCUUAACUCUUUUGACGAUGACGGCCACCAUAGCAAUUCAGAGAUGCUUCACCAGGACGACAGUGAAAAUGGAAAUGAUUGUAAUGAUGAUAAUGAGGACACAGUAUUUGUCACUGCAGAGCCUUCUCAACAAAGCCCUAGUCAUCUUACUGAAGAUGGCUGUGAAACUGAAUCGAAAACUUUGCCAAAAUCCACUGAAAAUUUUAUUUCUAGUGGAAAUAGGUUGCUGCUUGACAGUUGUCCUUGCAAUCUCGUAUCUCAAAUUUGCUCUUUAGCAAUUGGACUUCAAGACUGCAGCCUCGCUACCACGCCGACAAAGGGGGUUCAAGCAAGAAUUUGCCGGAGCAAAAGCCUUCAGUUGAGUACUUAUGAUACUGACAAGUGUUCUAGAAAGGUGAUCGAGCUUCCAGUAGUAGGAGCUGCAGAGAAGAACCGAGGAACUGCAAUUAUUGGGCGUAUAAAUUCGAGAACCGAGUUGGCUGAAGCUUGGCGUUGAAUGGCAUCUGAUCCAUUUAUCUUUGCUGCCAGGGGGACAGAAUGACAGAAGAAAUCUAGUACUCCCAUGAUGUGUGAUUUCAGCAAAUAUGGAUCCCUUGUGAGUUGCAUAAUUGCUGAUUUCAUAAGGGAGUGCAUCCAUGUUGUGGGAGCACUCUCAUAUGGUCCUUUUGGGAAGGAAAGGGAAUGGAAAGGACAAGGUGUAAAGGGGUGGUCUCCAUUUGUUUCCACGUUUCGAAAUGCUCAAUACUUGUGUUGGUGUGUGUUUUUCUGUUGUUGUUUCUGGGUGAGUUUCUUAACCAUGUUUCCUACUUCUAUUCUAAGUCAUUAACCAUGCAGACUGCUAACGUUUUUCUUUUUGUUUCUCAAGUAUAGAGUUUAACAAAUUCAAUAUUGUUUGUAUGUUUUUUGUAACGCAUUUUUGUAUGGAAGACUGGCCUUUAAACGCUGUGUGGAUAUUUAAGGAAGACUGAAAUGGUUUGAACAGAUGAAUUAAUAUGGAGUGGAAUAGAAUAAGGUUAUCAUUUUAA
Molecule: messenger RNA, 2361 nt
Organism: Cajanus cajan (pigeon pea)
Lineage: Eukaryota; Viridiplantae; Streptophyta; Magnoliopsida; Fabales; Fabaceae
Product: rho GTPase-activating protein 4
Biological process (GO): signal transduction
Molecular function (GO): GTPase activator activity
Source: RefSeq, a predicted model, not a curated record